Vitis riparia (riverbank grape) is the source of this 547-nucleotide messenger RNA. RefSeq names its product subtilisin-like protease SBT2.5. Lineage: Eukaryota; Viridiplantae; Streptophyta; Magnoliopsida; Vitales; Vitaceae. The coding region runs from base 103 to 390 and encodes 95 amino acids. The record is from RefSeq and is a predicted model, not a curated record. The transcript has 3 exons.
AGAUAGCUAAAAGCCUUUCUAUAUGCUUUUUUUCGCCAAUCAAAACUAGAGGGAGAAGAAAAAAAGAAGAAAAGAAAAAUAAAAAGAAAGAAAGGAUCAGUGAUGGGAAGCUCAAACACUGAGUUAUACUUUGUUUUCAUGAACUUCGAUCCUGAAUAUGAGCGCCUUAGAGCUGAUCGAACAAAGAGAGGAGCACAUGAGCUUGAUUUGUAUCUCAGUAGGAAGCAUGAUCAGCUGCUGGCCAGCGUCCUUGAGCCUGGCAGCUACAAGAAGACAUCAUCUCUGGUCAUUGUUGAUGGGUUUGCAGUAGAAAUCAGUGACGAUCAGGCAAAUGUGCUUAGAUCUGCAAAGGGAGUGAGGGUUGUGGAGAAGAAUCAAGAGCUGGCUUAGUGUAGGAGAGAAGAAAAAGAAAUAAAAAAAAGAAGGCCAAGUUUGAUGCUUCCAAGUGCAGAGCUGAGAUUGGAGUUUGUAUGGUUUUUGUACAUGUUUUGUAUUGGGAUUUGGUUCUGUUGAUGCCAUUAUAAUACCCAUAUAUCUGGUUCCAGAA